UUUUAAAAAUCGUAUAUAAAAUUUAAAUUUCUUUGAUUUUUAGAUGAAAUCAUAUUUUUUUAUAUUGAUAAUAUUGUUGCUUGUUAAUUAUAUCCAUACCUUAUCUGUGUAUGGAGAAAAUCGUGCUUCACUUAUAAGCAACAACAAAAUUGAGAAAGAAAAAAUAGUUCGUGUUAAGAGAUCUCCUUUAAUUAAAUUACCUUUGCUCGUUGGAGCAACUAUAAUUGGUAAAAAAUCAUUAUUAUUGGGUGUUCUUGGAGCUAAGGCUCUCGGCGUUGGACUUGUAGGAGCUGGUUUGUAUAAAGCUAAAUAUUAUGGCGGUGGCUAUGGAGAUAAAUAUGCGAGCUAUCAAUAUGUACCACCUACUUAUGUUGAAUCAAAUUGGGACUAAUUCAUGAAUACGCGUGGUAUAAUAUUAAUAAAUAAUAAUAAAUAAGGAUAAAUAAAAGAAUAAUUCAAGAAAUAAAUUUAUUUUUUUUACAUUUUGAUGCAUAA
Messenger RNA from Apis dorsata (giant honeybee), 495 nucleotides. RefSeq lists its product as uncharacterized. Bases 44 to 391 code for a protein of 115 amino acids. The transcript is spliced from 2 exons. Lineage: Eukaryota; Metazoa; Arthropoda; Insecta; Hymenoptera; Apidae. The record is from RefSeq and is a predicted model, not a curated record.